AUGGCUGGUGAAGGUGGUGUUGACAUUGAUUUGUAUGCAACAGUAGAUGAAUUUGAGCCAGAAGUGAGUGGACAGGUAAGAUUUAGGGAUCAUUUUAGGUGCUGAGUUUACUAGCUUCCAAGAACUUACCGCGCGUACGUAGAUAUUUUGUUUGACAGACUUGCAAAUAACCAACAAAAAUACUAAAUAUUUAGCCUUUUGAGUAAGUUACUAAUGAGUAAGUUACUUAUGAGUAAAUUCGAAAAAAAGAUCUAUUGUGGAAUACGAUGGGUAUGUCCUUUGCAAGAUAGUGUCUAAAUUUUCUGAAAGAAGACAAGGUUUGGUAAGUUAUCAAUUUGAAAAAAGUAUAAGUCAGCUAAUUUUUCACGUGGCUUGUCAGACUGCUUGUACUCUUGCUGUCACUUUGUUGCAUUGCAUAUGUGCUUUUGAGUUUUAUUUUUGGUAAUCCUUUACUUUAAAACAAUGGAAUUGGAAGUUUUCCAUUUUCUUUAAAGGAUCAACUUUGCAAACGCCAUCUCCACAUCUCCACACUGAAACAUCUGUGUUAUAAAGGCCCACAAUCUGCGAAAACUUCACUUUUUUAAAGAAAAAUUCCUAUUUCAUCCAUUGAUUCUAGGACAUUUAAGCUUGGGCAAUGGGCAAUAGUGCAUUUCAAAGAAAGGAUUUUUGAUUGAAGAAAAUGUGUCAGUUAAGAUAAGGCCUUAGUGGUUGGGUAGCAUCAAACGGUGGUUAGCAGUGGUCCUCUUCUGCUUAUCUUGUUUACUUCCUGAAGUGAUUAACAUGUAACUUCUCCUACAAUAUCCAUUCGUUAAUCAGCAAACAGGUAAUAAGAAUACUCAAACUUAUCAGGCAGUUGUUAUCUUGAUCUAGCACCAAAUUUUGUAACUUAUUGACCAAGAAAUGUGUAGUGGCUAGUAGGAAGAAUUAACUAUCAGAUCUUAGAAGUUAAAGGGUUAACAGGCCUUUUAGCACUAUAGGGAUAAAAGAAAGACAUUGAUCCUUUAAAAUUUCUCAGUACCAUUCCACUCAGUGCAGCCACUGAUGAUACACAUUCCUGAAAGCCUUGCACAUAUGAAACAACUUUUUGUCAUUUUUUAUCAAUAGCACCUUGGAAGUGAAGGCUUGGACCUGUAUGAUGAUGUACUAACAACUGGAGGAGUUGAGGAUGAAGCAUUACAAGCACAUGUAUGGAAAAAUCUACCUAGAGUUCUAUCAGACCUUAUUUUAUUUUUGUACACUCAAGCCAAGUAUUUGCAUGACAUCACAUAGAGCAAUGAUGAAUUUUUGCAAUGACCGAUUGCUUCUGCACUUUGUAUUCCUUAGCAACCUGCAUACUUCCCAAAAAAAAAUCAUCUUUGCUUGUUGUUACUAGUUAAAGUAAACUGGUGUUUCCUGUUUGAAACUCAAUGUUCUUCUUACUGAAUGUUGUCAGCAAGGUAAAAUUUGCUACUUGCCAUCUCUUUAUUAGUACCUGCUACCAUUUUGGAUUCUUGAAAAUUCAUCUGCCAAUACUACAUAUUUGCCAGUUUUGAACUUAGCUCUUUCACCAUAAAAUAAGGAAAGUACUGCAAGCACUCAAUCAGAGUAGCAGUUUCUGACUAGAUUGUAUUCAGGAACCUUCUAAUAUUUUGACUCUGGUGGGAAUAACAGAUCAAUUUUGCUACAGGAUGCUCCACAUGCUUAAUUUUAUAUUUUCUGAGUGUUUUACAGAAUGAGACAUUUAUAAAGCAUGUUUUGUAAGAGGGUACCAGGAUAUGACAUCUAGGCAUCCAGCCUUACUAAAAUAGGGGCACCUAUGUAAAAUAUGAUGAAGCAGCUGGGCAAAGUCGCAGCAUGUCAAUUUGCCCAUUGCCUGCCCCUUAAUGAAACCUCUGCAUUCUGUAACUGUACUUAUUGCUUAAGAGUUGUAAUAUCAUUAAUUUUAUAGUAUGAAGAUGACGUUGUUGCAGUUGAUAUUGCUCCUGAACCAGCCAUGCCAGUACAGCAAGGUACAUAGUGCUAAAUAUUGAAGGAAGGUUAAUAAUCUAGUUUAUAUUUCGAUAAAUUGUCUUUCACUUGAGAGUAUAAUAUGUAUUUGAUUUUAACUGUCUUUCUAUAGGAGUUUAUGAAUACAAAUCAUACACAACAGUCCAUCCUAAAUCAGCAGCAGGACGAAUCUCACACACCUACUAUGAAAGAAACAAAGGAAAACCCCUAUAUGUUGGCAACUUGACAUGGGUAUGUUAGAUUUCUAAUAAGAAUAUCAUCAAUGGCUAGUGUAGUUUAUUGACAGUGAAUUGUGAUUGCCGACAUGCUGAGCUCAGUCCCAGAACAUCUGAGGAGAGAAUGCUCCACCUGGAUUGCCUCUUCAUUUGGAGUUGAGGGGAUGAUUUUUCUUUUUUCUUUGGAAAGAAUUGCUGAAACCCCCAAUCAUGACCCCACUAAGGCAUCACAAUUACCAUGUUUGAGGGCAAUUGAUCACUUUUUUAAUUUCCUGGAAAGGAAAUUGUUUUUCCUUUUUUUUAUUAUUAUUAUUAUUAUUAUUAUUAUUGUUUUAAAUUUGAAAAGAACAGUUCUUGAGUUUUAGUUAAGUCUUAGGUCUUAAUCCUUGAACUCCCAAAAGAGAUUCAAAGAGUAACUCAAACUUAUCUGAUAUAAGUUGUUAUCUUGAUUUAACAUAAAAUUUUGAUUACUAAUUUACAAGGAAAUUUGUAGCAGCUACAGGGGAGAAUUAGCAAUCAGAUCUUUGGGGUUAAAGGGCUAAGCAGUACCAUUCUGGCUUCAGAGCUGUAAGGGAAAAUGUCAACCAAAGUGAUCAUUGUAAAACAGGGCUUUUGGUCAUGCAGAUGGUGUUAAGAUGUCUGAAAAUCAUUCCAUGUUAUUUUAAUAUCAGGUUUGCAGGUAAUUUAUUGUUCCUAGCAUUGGAAAAUUAAAUCUUGAAUGGAUUAUUGUGUUUUUUCCUUGUUUAGUGGACAAAUGAUCAAGAAUUAACAGAAUAUUUGCAAGAGUGUGGUGUAACAGAUCUGCUGAACAUUAAGUUCUUUGAAAACAGAACAAAUGGUCAAUCCAAAGGGUGAGUAGGUGACAGUGAAGAUUUAACUUCUGUACCACUUUCAGUUUAGUCGUUAAGUCCAGUGACUCAUUGUUUUUCAAUAAAUUUUAUAAACUGAAUGUUAUUUGUAGUAAAGUCAGGGUUUGUGUGUGUGUGCAAGGUAUUCAUGUGAUCUCAAAUAUUUCAUCAUCCAUUGCAAUGUUCUAAUUUUUUUCACCUUUUAGUUUAUUUGGGGUUAUGUACUAUCAGUCAAGGAGAUAAUAAAACUGUGGAUGGUUUCUAAUUGAUUCAAUAUAAACCCUUUACUGAGCCAUUAAGAAUGGUUUUUUUAAUUGAUCUGCCCAUCAAACAUUCCUAGUGAUGUCUCAACAACACAUUUUCAGUAUUGUACAUUUUUUUAUUUACAUUUUCCUAUCACUAAUUUUAUGUGAAAGAUCAAGUCGGACAUAAUAACCAUUUAAGAAGCUGUCACCAACUUAACAUUUCAAUAAGUCAAGGUUUAAAUAAGGUGGAAACAAAGAGAGGCUGUCAAUGUUUCAGUUGUUACAAACCACUUAAACUGAGAAACUACUAAAUAGAGAAUGGUUUGGCUCUGAGUUGGUACAAUUGUUUUUGUGAUGCACAGCAAUCAAUAAUUAUAAUGGCAGACAUGAGGCAGUGAUGUGUGCAGGAUGAACACAUGGGGAAAAUUUUAUUUUACAGGGUGAUCUCUUCUGGGGGAAGUCCUGAGAGGACUGUUUAAGGUGAAAGUGAGCUAUAUUUUGACAACUGUAGGGGAAGUUAUGAUCAGGGUGAAGUAAUGAUUCUGAUGAUGACCUUUCACUGUAGUUACCAAAACAGCAGCCAUUAUCACCAACAACAGGUAGACUCAGGAGCAUCCUGGGUCUCUUAAAUCUUUUUCAAAGUCAGAGUCAAAGACUUAAGAUACCCAGGGCUUAACUCCCUGAAGAUCGGGGUGGAUGGUGCUGUCAAACAUAAACUCUAGAGGCAACCUAAGGAAGCACUCACUUGCAAUCAUGUACUGACUCUGUGUUACCUACUCACAGCUCUUUCUGCUAUUGAGUGACAAUGGAUAGCAGUGGGUUCUGGGAACGGGAUGGAAGGAAGAAUUCACCUAACUUACUUCAAAGAAAACUCAUUAGCCAAUGAGAAUAAUUGUUACCAAAAAAUCUCACUUGUAUUUGAUUGACUUUUGUCAAAAAAAUUUGGAAAACAAUUUGUACAGAGGGAAAAUACUCCAAUAUUUUUUGUAAAACAAAAAAAAAAGAGAGAGAGAGAUAAUGCAAUUAACACUGUACCAUAGAAGAAACAACAAAUGAGAAACAUACAAGUAAAUAUUUUUUAUGGCUCUUUAUUUAAACAAGAACUUAAAUGUCUAAUUUGUAAAUAUAUUUAAAUUAAACUUGACUGUAUUUUUCUAUAUGUAUAGUAGGAUUUGUAUAUGCUCAAUUAGAACAUUGCAAGUUAUGUAUAGCUUAAAUACAAAUUUAAUGUAAAAUGACUUUGAAACUGUACAGGUGUAUUUCCAAUGUUAGUAGAAAGUUUUGUCUUCAGAAAACUACAUGCAGAUUGAAUUGUCUAUGGGCAAAAUUUUGUUUGAUGUCUUUUAUUCCAAUCUGUGAUAAACCUGCAAUUUUAAAUAAACUGGAAGGGUUGAAACUGGUUUUGAAUUCACUGUGCUACAUUUUACAAGACACUGACACCUUUUUACAAUAUUAUCUAACUUCCAACCCAAUUACCACAGACAACCAAUAAACACAGAAUACUGUGCUUAUCAGUGGCAAUCUACUAUAAUUACAACAGCACACUCCUAACUGCUCUGCUUAAGACAAAUGUGUGUCAGUAUCAUGGACUUAUAAUGGGUGGCAAUGUUUUUUCAAGUAGAAUACUGAUUCUUCUGUUCAACAUACACAAAAUGAGUUCCAUCAAUGUUUCAAUCAAUUCAGGUGUGAAGUUGCAACAAAAUUGUUGCCAGACAUGCAUUUCAGGCACGCUGAUAAAUCUACAUGCAACUUAUGCUUUGUCCAAAUUGGAAGCAAACUUCCAGAGAAAUACUCCUUUCUUGGCUCCUAGUGUUUCUCUUAUUCUCAUCUUGGCGCAUUUGAUACUGCCUGGAAAACAACACAGUUUCCCUCGCCAACAGACAAAAAGUGUUCCAUGCUCACUUAAACUGAAAAUUUUUCUUUUUUAAUAUUUUGAAACAGUUUUGUUUUGAUAUCCUAAAGAUAAAAACAUAUUUUGGGAUUGAAAACCUAAAACAAAGCUUCCUUUCAAAUAUUCAACCCUCUCUUUCUUGAGAAAAUUUAUUGAAGACCCCUUGGCCAGGUGCAAAGUUGAGAAUUUGUGGUACCCAAAACAUGAUAAAAUGUUGUAUGCGAGAGUUGUAGUUCCAUUAAAGGGCAUUCUAAAGUGGUGAAAAUUUUUCUAAGUUGGCUUUGUGAAUCUGCUUGUUCUUCUGGUUGCUUUCCACCCUGAAACAAUCCACUCUGCUUAAGAUGUGAUCAUGGCCUCAACACUUUAACCUGUUACAAUCUGAAAUCAGUAUGCAUAUUUUCCAAACUGUUUUCUAUACAUUUCCUCAGGUGCUGACAAGGAGAAUUUGUCUAAUGAUCAAGAGUUUCUUUCGUUGAUGAUCAUUUUCUUUAUUUUCCUGACUUAACAGUUUGAUUCUGGGGUGAUGCUGUAAGGAGAGAUUAGAUGCCAGCCUCUUGUAGGGUGGAUGCUUAAUGCUCCCCAGCUGGAGCAAAGAUACCUUUAUCUCUUAAUCUAAUCUCUCACUUAUGGAAGUCAAAAGGUUAACCAUUGGCAAAUUCCUACCUUAUAAAUCCUCAAAAAAUGUUUGACAUAUGGCAGAUUUCAACCUUCCAGUUAAUUUUUCUUGCAGUUUUAUCAUGCAUCUCAUAAGCAAUAAUGCAAUGAGUUUCUUGCAAGCAAUUCCAGCUGCUUGGGUAGUUUUACCAUUUAAUACUAAUGUAAUGGGUAUUUGUACACUUGUUAAUAUGCUGUGCUGGCAUGGCACACAGUAUGUUACCUUUUUGAUAGUCUUGAUAUAUUCCAACUAUGAAUUUGUUAAUUGUAUCCAAAGUUGUUCAGUGUGAGGUGUUGGAUUGCCUUCUCAGCUCAAGCUAUAUAGUUGUUGUGUUUGUAAAUACUAGUGUACAUGAUUGUAUGUGUAUAGGGCUUUGUGCAAAUAAAUUUCCAACUUUUUGAAAUUCUCUACCAAUUUGAUAGCAUUGGAUUUAACCAAAAUUUUGAAUUCCUAUGAACUGAAAUUUCUUUUUGAUAAACUGGAUUGAAUUUUUGCAAUUCAUUAUUUUUUUGUGCUUCACUUGUUGGAUUGCAUCUUGCAUCAGGCAUUAUUACUACGGCUGUAAAAUUUUUCUCAGUAACCUUGGCUCUUCAUUAUCACAGAAUUGUUUCAUCAUGUGUCUGUAGAUCCUUUUCUCAGUGCUUGGUGCCUCAAAAUAGUUACUUUUCAAGAUCUCUUUUCUUUUUGGAUUCUUUCUGUAGAUAGGGAAUCAGCCUGGUCAAAAAUCUUAAGUGCUGUUGACAAUAACAAUUUUUUAUCAUAACGACAAGAUUAAAAACACUUGCCAAAUAUCACCUUAAGAAGGAAGAAUGAGUUGUUGACAAACAUGGUGACAAAUUACUUGACACAGAAAUAGAUUUUUUAUGUUACAAAAGGUAGACCUGUUCUCUUUUUUUAAAAAAAAAAUGUUUCAGAGAAUCUAGACUAUCCUCUCUUGAUAUCCUCAAAACAAGACUUGCACAGAUAAAACACUUUUUGUUGAACUUUUCUAUUUUGCCCAAAUUCUUCAACAACAGCAUAUGAAAAAAAAAAUCAUUGUAAUGCAUGUAAUUGUUUUCACAUUGAACAAAAGCAAGCAUUUGCCAGGGUUGUUGGUGCUAUGUACAAGUGAGUAUCUGUAAAAGUUGUGUUGAAUACAGUCAGUGAUUGGUUUAAAAAGUGAAAUUAAUUUAUUUCUUAUGAUUUCAAAGCACUUGAAUUUUUUGCAUUUUAUCUUUAUCUUUAUGAUUUUAAAGCUGAUCUGUUUCAUCAUCAUUAAAUUAUGUUAAACUCUCACGGAUGAUUAAAUUGCAUUUGCUCAUUGAUUUGACACUUUCACAACCAGAGAGGAGUUACUUCUUCAGACAACAUUAAAUUCUCCUUGGUGAUUUUAAAGGAAAUUAAUGGUAGAUGCUGAGAGUGAAGGGUUAAAGUUUGGCAAAAAUUAGAAGUAUUUACCAGUAAUUUCAUUCUCCCCAACUUUCAGCUUUGCAAUGAUUGAGCUUGGCUCUGAGACAUCAGCCUUACUUGUUACAGAAAAAUUGCCCAAAAUGUAAGUAUAUGUUAAAUAUAAUCUCACAAAUAAUUUUAAGCAACACAUGACAGUCUGCAGUCUUUCCUUACAUCUAAGCAGGUCUGAAAGUCAAAUUGGCACUCUUAAUCCCCCCAGUAUCUUGAAAUGCUUUUAAUUCCACUAAUUUAUUCUGACUUGUGUUUUACACAAUAUCAUGUUUCAUCAAUUGUGUUGCUUCAUCUUUCAGUAUAAAAACCAAGACCCAUAAAAUCAAAACCCACAAUUCCUUUAUUCACUCUGACCAAGGACUAACAUUGAAAAUCAGCUUAAGAAAUUUUUUAAAGUGGCCAAUUUACUCUAUCACCUCACUUGAUUAAACCAAAUUAACUCCUGUGAUGUAGAAUUUGGCAGUCUACAACACUUUGCAUGUAAGGUUUCAGAACUGUACCCCAUUCCUACAAGGUAUUACGUUAGAGCAGUGGGCAGGAAUUAUAUUCUGUUCUUGUUUUCUUUUUGAUCAGGGAGAUUCAUGGACAAUAUCCAGUUGUCACGCCAGCCACUAAACAGUUUUUGCAACAGUUUGAAGCUCAAUCUAGGAAAAGUAAGAGGCAGCAUAUUUAAGUUAUUUUACUUUUUUGUGGCUUGAUUAACUAUACAUUGGAGGAUUUAGUUCUAAAAAAGGAAGUAAGCACCCAUUUUGAAUUAACCUCUCUCUGUCUGACAAGGCUCCACUAUGAUUCCCCAGUGUCCUCACUCUUAAUCAAGUUAGUACAAUUUGUGUAUCUGAUGGAGAAUUGGUGCAAUCAACUGUCAAAAAUUCCUUAUUGGACUCUGCUAUGAUAUCCACUUAUUCUUUGGAAACAUUUGUCACUGUGACUAGCUUCAGUUCUUUCCUGGAAAUCCUCACCUAGACAACUUGGGAGACGUGUUGCCCUAUGAUUAGUGGGCUGGUUUCAAGGGGGAGAUGUCCAAGUUUGACACCUGGCCAGGUCAUUGUGUUGUUGUUUUUUUUUGGCUAAACACUUCUCCUACAGUGCUUCUUUCCACCCAGUAGUAUAAAUGGGUCGUGGAAAAUUGUCAGAGAAUCCUGAUGAAAUGCUGGGGGUAACUUUGUGAUGGACUAGUAUCCCAUCCAGCAGAGAUUAGUGAUACUCCUUGUCACUUUAUGUUAAGGAAACCAGGAUAAUAUCCACCUAGAUGGGUCACUUGGCACUAGUAUAGACUUAAUCUACUUACUCACUCCACCCAGCAGGCCACACUAACCAAUCAGCAAUACUGGAAAGUUUACCAAGUACAUUUCUCUUUUAAUUUCACAGAUAAUCCUGGAAGUGGGGGAGGUAGCCACAGUGAACAGGAAAACCAAGGAUAUCAACAAGGUGGUAGAGGGUUUGGUUACAACCGCGGCGGUUUCAGAGGGCGGGGUGGGUUCCCUGUGCGUCCAGGGAUGGGAAGAGGGUUUGAGCAUGGACCUCCACCUGGGGAUAUGGGCCGUGGAGCACCUUGGAUGGGUAAGAAGAGUGUUUAUUUGUGUUUUAUUCCUUUGUUGUCCCAUUUAUCAAAAAUAAAAGGUUCUGUUAUCACUUGAAGAAUAAAAAUCUGGGUGUCUUGUCAAUUACAGCUGAGCACUAAGGUGAGUCACAGGCUCUGGUCUUUGAAAUCAAAGGUGCCAGUUGUCUGUGUGUAUUUUUUUUCUAUUUUAAUGAAAACCUUAGCAAUCACAACACCCAGUAAGAGGGAAGAAAAUUUUCCAUGGUGCCACCAAGAAUGUAAAGGGAAAAACAAGUGAACAAACUUUUCUUAAUUCCAAGUUGAAGCAUGUCCCUGUCAUUGUGUUACAGGACCGGGUCAUAUGGCAAUGCCAAGACAUCCCACUCCUGGAAUGCCACCUUUUUAUGGAGAGCACCCACCUGCUUACAACCCAAUGAUGCAACCUCCCCAAGUGGAAAAACCUCUUGGUCCAAUGCCACCUCAAAUGCAUGUUCCACAGGUAAGGUUUGAAGAUUUUUUUUUUUUGCGAGACUUGGAAAAUCUCUAAUCAUAACAGAACAUUUGUCUAAUCUUCAGUGAGCGUAAUAAAUGCCUCUUCCCCCCUCUCCUCCCCUACUUGAAUUAGUCCUCUCUGAUGACCAAGAUUUGUGAUAUAUUCCCCAUAUUCAUUCCCUACAUGAUUAUUUUAUCCUAAAGAAAAUUGUAUAUAUUCUAUCAUUUUUUAAAAUAUGUAAUUUAGGGGUAGCAUCCUCUAUGCUAAUAUUACUGUCCUGUUUCGUAGCAACCCCCUCCACCUGGAGCUGGACCAAUGGUGGAUCAUCGAGCUGCAGGUAUGUAAAUAUUUCCCUCCCCUCCCUCCUUUCAUCCUUUCCUCCUUUUUGUAGUCCUUCAUUUUUAUGUGUUCUGAACUGAGCAGUUAGUUCUGAAACCAUUUCAAGCUUCUUAAAUAACUGAGGAAGUCAAAGAAUUAGUUCUUCAACUGUCGCGUGGAAUAUUGUUUGCAUUUUCUUUAUAAUUGUCUCUAAACAUUUCCAAAGGUAUUGACACGGAGAUAUUUUUUAACAGUCAAGAGCUUUCUCAGUUGUUGAUCAUUUCCUUUAUUCUCAUGACCUUGAUGUGUGAUUCAGGGGUGAUGUUGUAAGGAGAAAUUAGAAACAGCAGUGCUUUCAAUAAGACAUGGCACCUGCCAGAGGUCCGGCUGGUAUUCUGUCGUGAAUUGCCAGGUAUACUUUGGAAGCUUUCAAGCAAACACACUAAGUGAAACCUAAAACACCUUGAGAUCUUCUAUAGUUCUGUCAGUCGAGUUUUACCUUUGUAAAUGAGUUUUUAUUAAAAUGACUGAUACUGUCUUAUCAUAUGUUCCAGCAUACAUUUCCAGCGAAAAAAGAGAUUUUAAGCUUCCAAGAUCAAAUUGGCUCGAAUUUCAGUAACCAGUAACUAUAUGUCCUUUCAGAGAAAUUUUUAAGUGAGACUUAGGAAGCAGGCUUGUAUGUCAGAAAAUAGAAGAAUUUGUUCAGACAUAAAUUGAUCAGUUAAACAAUUGUCAUAAAGGAGACGAAUAUUUGAUGAUCAUCUACGGAAGUUUAACACCAAAAACUCUGUUUGAAACUAGUUUAUUCUGAACUGAAGUAAUAGGAUUACAAGAGGGAAAUUGUUUUAAAUAUCAUUCUCAGGCAGGUGCUUUACCGAGGUAGCUACCUUCUUUAAGUCUUAUUGAAAGCACUGGAAGAGAGUCUUCCUAAGGGGUGUAGGGUUAAUCCUUUUUGUUGAAUUACAGGUAUGGUUCCAGGAUUCCCCAAAGCACCCGUUGCACCACAUGUGAAUCCAGCAUUCUUUCCUGAGGGGCCACCGGUAAGGUUCAUUUCAUCAGACACAAGUAAAAUAUUUGUGAUAUUGUACAGCUUUACACAUGUGAUGUGUACUGAGUGAUACAUGUUCACUUGUAUCUGGCUGUAACCUACUUUCAUUUUUGUUUUUUUUUUUUUCUAGCCAGAGACAUUCUUGGCAGCUGGAACUACAGGUGUCGGUGCAACACAAUUUUUGCCAAGGCCAGGUAAGCAGUGUUAACUCUCUUGAAAGGACAAACUAUUCAUCUGUAGGUAAACGUGUACUACACUCAACAUGAUUUUAAUGUGAUCUUAUAUGUUUUGGUGUCUUUAAUUUUUUGCAGGUGAUGAGUUUAGUGAGUCCAUGAAAAGAAAUCAAAUGCUAGCAAGCACCGCUAUCAAACGAGCUAUGUCCGAUGCUAAUGCUGGUAAGAUGCGUUAUAUAAGUAAAUAAGUUAUCAUCAUUGUUUUUCUUCAUAAAUUUUGCACUUAAAAAAAAUACUGAAAAACGUGAAACUUAUUUGCAAAUAAGAAGAUCAGACUCAUAAUGUCAAUUUAAGAUAAAACAACAGUAUACCAACCAACACAUAAUCUGAAUGAACAUCAUUUUUCUGAUAUCUUCAGAGUUCUCGGGGGAAAACUUUUGAAUGGAGAAAUUUUCCAUUAGAUCUGGCGAAACUAAUAGACUUGCCAUGAAAAUAGGCCAUUUUACAGUUGUGUACUUAGUUGCCAAGCCUUUGAUUUGGAGUAAGGCUGAAGGUGACUCUGUUGUGAUAGAGACCAGUAUCUAGUUAGCACGAUAACAAAGUAAUUUACAUUUGAAAAGUAGCAAGGUUUGUAUCAUAACGAGGUCACCCUUAGCCUCACUCCUGUUGAAAGGUUUGGCAAUCAAGCACGCAACUGUAAAAUGGACUAUUGUACAGGUCUCAAGGGUCUAUGGAAUUUUUUUGACGAGUAUCUCAUAGAGAGAACCGCCCUCAGUUUCCUUAUUCAAAACGUUUGUUAUUUGCGAUGUAUAUUGCAGGCAAUUUCAUCACGUUUGGUGCAGUUUUCAGGAAUAAUUGUCAGUUUAAUUGGAGCUCUGAUAUUCUAUUUACGAGUCAACGCAUUUUUGGCUAAAGCUACUGUUUUUUUUUUCUUCAUCGAAUAGGCGACUACGAGAGUGGAAUUGAAACACUAGUGGGAGCCAUAUCGCUUAUUAAACAAUCCCCAACGGCUGCAGAAGAGAGAUGCCAGGUAAAUCUCACAGUUUGCUAACGACUUCUUCGGAGCAGUAACAUAACCAACAAACCGAAUAGAACGACUUAACUCGAAUCAAAACUGAUUAAUCUUAUCAAACUUUCGCUCUGUGAUUCUUACAGCCAAUAAUGUCACGACGAAACUGGUCGAUCAGCUUUCACAAAUCAACUGACUCAUUUGUUCUUUUGUCCCGGAACUCUUCUCUAAACGUCUUGUAACAGGAGUUAGUCGACGUAAUGUAUAAACUAGCCGGUAGAACAGACGCAAUUUUUUUGCGUUUUUCAGACGAACGGAGGUAAACGCGAGGCGAGCGCAAAGAGCGAGUCACGCGGUAGGUGAGGAGCACUUCGCACUUCGCGCUCGUCUCGUGCUUGCCUCCGUUCGACUGAAAGAAGUUUUAAAAAAAAGUUGCGUUUGUUCUGUAGGCUAUUUACAAGCCGGUCCUUGACUCGUCCGUUCCUGACUUACUGAGGUACAAAUUAGUAUGACAGAAUAAACAGUAAAUUGAUGACUACUGUGGUUUUGUGAUAGGUCCUCGUACAGUCGUUACAGGAUUGUUUGCAAGGACUGGAAAUGCAGCUACUAGAAAGGAGGUAAAUAUCUGCCCAAGUCUAGUUUGUUAUUUUUUUUUUUUGCAAGACCUCUGUGAGUUUAGCCAAUCUUGAAUAGUUAUUCGCUCUUUUGGUUGACAAUUACUCCUAUGUACUUCAGGUCGACUGGCAGUAAACACCAUUACAGCGACAAAGAUGAUUACGAGGGCGAAACCAGAGAAAAACGUCACAGACGCAGACGGUCACGGUCAAGAUCGCGUGAUAGGGACCGAAGGUCAAGAUCACGUGACAAACGUUCGAGAUCGCGUGACAGAGAUCGCCGUCGCCAUAGAUGAGAAAACAAGCGCGAAAGAUAUUUCACAUACUUCUGAUUUCGUUUGUUCUUUUAGUUUCUUUUGGCGGUUUUAACUGCAAUUGUAAAUAUGCAUUUAGGGAGUGACUUUGUUUCCGGCUAUCGUGCGAUGUUUUUUCCAUCCUCAUUUGUCGAGACAGUCUCAAGGUUUUUUUCCGCCGGAAAGAUUGCUAUGUUUACGCCCUUUAGAGAGCUUUGGGAGCUUGUAUCGAAGAGUUGUAAGUAGAUGUCAAAUAAAAUCACGAGGAAGUCUUAUUCUGGACUGGGCUGUUGUUUGUUUCAGCAUAAUGGGAAAACUUUGAUUGAAGGUAUUUUCUUCCACUCUGAUUGGAUGUUGAAAUUAACUUUUGCUUUGAUUUUACGACACUCACUCUAAAAGCACUGUAGUGUAUGCGUAUUGUCUCCACCUGUCCUCUAUCAAAAUUCAGGAUCUGUGAAAACUCUCUCUUUUAGCUCUUUGCUUAAAUGUGGAUCUCGUCUCUCUUUUGAGGUUACGAGUGAUGGUAAGGAACAAUGGAAUGCGGAACUUCACCUGAUUUUGACUUGUUGUUAGUUGUUUUUUAUUUCGGGUAUCUUCGUAGUUAGACAUUCUCAUCAGAGAUUAUUGGGCGCAAGAUGGCGCGUGAUUAAAAACAAACCUUUUCUUUGCAGAAAUAUCUUGACAGGUGUGAUCGGCGCAUCAUGAAAACUUAGACGAAAAUUAUUGUCUUUGAAGAGGGAGCAUUUUACCGUUUGAAUCAGCAAAUUACGCCCAGUAGAUCCGUAGAUACAAUUAUCCAGUUCUUAACGUGACACAACAAAAGAAAUGAACAUCUCAAAAUAAUUCCAUAGCGGUGUCCUCCGGUGCGUAAAAAUUUUUUUAUAUGAAGAGGAAGCAUUUUAUCAUUUGUAUUAGCAACUGAUGCAAAAAAAAGCUACUAAAUUUGGGAAACGAGUAGGGUCCGAAGUUUAACAGGUGACCUUAUUCGAUGGAAUGAUGGGACAGUGGAAUGGCAGAAUGACGGAAUAUCCUAGAACGUGGAAUGUCUUAUUGUAUAAAACAAAAGUCUCACAAAAAUGGGACCGCAAUUAAUUAAAGUAAGUGUCAAUUAACAGGCAAAAGUAAAAGAAGACUAGUUUAAUCAUUAUUGGAGUAUCAUUAGUAGUACUAUUAUUAUUAUUAUUAUUAUUAUUAUUAUGAAUAUUAUUAUUAUUACGAAUAUUAUUAAUAUCAUAUGUUACGAUUUAAUUCUUGGUUGAAUUCCAAUUAAUCACUUAACUAGUCUAUUCCGCAUCUUACAUAUUUAUGAGUACCCUGUGGAACAGGGUACUCAUAAAUAUGUAAGAUGCGGCAGGUUUUCUUUUUGCAUGUGAAUGCACAUCUCCGCAACUCUACCUUCUGGCGUAAUUACACAACUUCUAGUUUCUUUGAAUGCUACAAAAAUUGUCCUACAUUAGUAGCCACGUGCAGUCUUAGACUGCUUAUUUUUUUCCUUGACCUACAAGAUAUGAACUCUGGAACUCUGAUUAAAAAAAAAAUCCCAAUUUCGCAGCAAUCUUGUUCCCAGGAGCAUCUCGGUUUUCAAAUUUCUCUUGCGCCGCCAUUUUGAAAACCCAAAGGCCCUUGGGGAAGGGGUUGGCUUAGGUUUGGUUGUAGUUUUAGUUUCACCUGUCCUUCUGACACAAACACAGACGCGUUUGACGGACAGCUGAAACAGAUAAACAAAAGCACCGAGCCAAUAUGUACAAUAAAAACCUUUUGACACUUCAAUAUUCAAUAAAAAAGACUCAGUUGGCGCAAACUAGAAGAGUAAUGGCCAAAGAUAAUAUAGAAUUUCUUGCGCUGAAUUCGAGAUUUUUUCCGAUUUCUUGCACAAUACUGACAAGAUGAUUUUAAUUUCAGUCUCUGAAGGAGGCACAUAUUGGCAUCACAGCAAACGAAUACUCAAAUAAAUGCAAAUGACUUUUAAUGUUCUCUCGUUACUUGUCAUAUUCAAUUUUGAGCGAAGCUGUUGUAUGGCAACAUAUGGCCGUAGGUGGCAAAAUCGAUAUUCAAUAGCUAGAGAGUUCGUUCGUCUGUAAAAUAAGCAACUAUAAGUGUGACAUACUAACAAGGUGUUAAAUUUAGUGAGGAAAUCUGUUGAGGAGAUGAUUUGUGGGGAUUUGAUCAAAAUAUUUACGUAAGCCGCCAAGAGGAACUCACAAAAAUGUCAUAAUUUAUUGAUAUCCGCAGAGUUCUUAUCUUUCUUUUAUGUGGAAUAUUUAACGAGCUGCGUUAUUAAAUUCUGCCGGUUGCUAUCGUGUUGCUAGGCUAACAAGACUGCUUCAAAGUCAAAACACAAAACGAGUCUGGUUUCACUUUUUGAAACGGAUUCUGGAAAGGCAAAACUUUUAACGCGGUUGCGAGAAAAAGUCGUUUAUUGAGAGAACUCUGUGAAAAUGGCCCAGUCUUCGAUAAUUGCCGGAGUCAUCGUGGAAGACAUAGCAAGACAUCUAAACUGUCGACUUUGCAGGAGAUUAAUUCGAACGCCGAAACUUUUGCCUUGCCUACACUCGUUUUGCCAAGUUUGUAUCCAAGGCUUUGCAGAGAAACUCGUUCCGGGCGAAUUUCUGGCUUGUCCACUGUGCGAAACAGACGCUAAAGUUUCAAAGGAAGAAUUGGAAGAUCUACCGACAAAUUUCUUUCUCGAUAAUAUGUUGGAUAUUGCUUUGAUAAACUCGAGCGACAGAGAACCGGUUCCUUGCUCAAAUUGCGACUCGCUAAACUCUCCGGCAACCUCUCGAUGCGUGGACUGCGGCGAGUUUCUUUGCCUGAAUUGCUACAACGUUCACAAAAGGAUUCGCCAGACGAAAGAACACAGGAUUUUGACAAUUUCCGAACUUCUUGCCAGUAAAACUGGCGAGGAUUUACACCGUCCUGCUUUCUGUAGGAUACAUCACAGCGAGCCCUUGAAAUAUUAUUGUGAGACCUGCAAUGAAGCUGUGUGCCGAGAUUGCGUGUUGAUUGAACAUCGACAACACAAGUACGACUACAUUAAAGACUCCAAAAAGAUACAAAAACAAAAGGCUGUCAUGGAGAAUUUGUUUGAAGAGUGCUCGGGGAACAUUCCGUUUUUGGAAAAGUCUAUCAAGGAAAUCCAAAGUAUUUCUGACACGUUGCGAGGAAGGCUUGCGGCAGUUAAAGCUGAAAUUCGGGAGGCCACUUUACAUCAGAUCAAAGUUCUAAAGGAAAAAGAGAGACAAUUACUGAUGGAGGCCGACAAAAUUUACAACGCAAAGUCGCCUAUUCUAAAACGCCAAAAAGACCAGCUCCAAGAUGAAUUCACGAAAUUUAAGACAGGUUGUGAUUUUUCAGAGCAGGUUUUAAAAUACGCGAACGAAGUGGAACUGCUGUCGUUAAAAACUCCCAUAACAGAAAGGUUGACGGAACUGAAUAAUACAAAACUUGAUUGUAAACCACACGAAAACUCCGAGCUCAAAUACGAAGUAAACAGUAAGGAAGCAGAGCCUGUGGUCGCUCACUCUUUGGGAACUCUUAAAACCAGUGGGCCGCAUUUAGUACUGGAAGACAUGGAGGUGGCGCCAACAAUGAAUGGGAGUACGAACGGGUACAGCGAAGAUACCGUUACAAGGGAGGUACCCCUCUCUGUGGAGUUAAGAGACCCCAAUGGGGUUCUAUUACCACCCGAGACAAUUCAUCAAGGUAAGUUGUUGUUUACCUAUGCAGAUCUAGAUCGUCCACUGCGCUCGAUCUGUUUAAUCUUCCCCAUCCGUAGCCAACCGUGGUUUUUGUUGCCUCUUUGAUAUUUUCCUAUCUCGCCCAGAUGAUAUUUUUCAGUCCCCUAAGGUUAGUUUCAAUCGUCACAAAACUUCACUCACAACACUAUUUGCAUGAUAGCCCCAUUAAAAGAAAAUUAUUGCACUCAAGUUUGAGGCGAGUCACGUCCUUAUAUUUCAUCCUAACCGGAUGUCCUUUCUUAUGUCAAAAACGAUGGUUUGAAAUUUUAAAUUUUUACGAGUGGUAAAAUUUGUGAAACUUAGUUCUUUUAUUUCACUGAUUUUAAAUUCUUCAUUAAGUUCAGUUUUUAAAUGACUGAAAAAAUUGAGGAUCUAUGAACAGUAUUUCUAUGCGAGUAUUCUGUCACUGGGUUACUGUGAGUUUGAUACCUGUAGUUGAAUUUAUUUUUCUCAGCGCGACCCAAUUUUCCGCUGUUAUUGAAAGUUAAUUUUCGCCUAGAGAACAGUUAAAUAUGUUUAAUAACCCGAAGAGAGAAAAUCGUGUCAUUCAGUCCCUUGAUUUAACAGCGAUGGUUGUAAUUUAGUGCUUUCUUUCAAUGGAAUAUAUUUUUUUGUUGUUCGUAUGGCUUCGGCAUGCUUUGUGCUAAGGCGAUAAAUCUGAGCGGAAAAAAUUCUGUCCGCAUCUUACAAUGCGAACCUCGAACUCAGUUAGUUAAAAAUUAUUCCGUGAGUAAAUGUCGGAUAUUGGAUGGUAAAUAGCUAACGAGGUGCGUAGCGUCGCGUUGGCAAUAACAAAUCUCGUAUCCAACAGACGCGAAUAAAAUAAUUGUUUUAUUAAAUAAAAUGAUCCACAUUGCACGGGAGAAGUGAUUGUUACCAGCCAAAAGUAAAUCCAGCUUGGCAACAGUAUUGGGUAAAUUAUUUUCCAUACAAGGUAACUCGGUAUAUAUAUAUAAGCUGAUAACCAGUGCCGAGUGAGCCAAUAUAACAGUAGAAAUGCAAUAAUCGGAGUUUUAAAUUUAGUAAUAAGAGGUAUAUAUUUCAUGUCGUAAAAUAGGUUGUGGUUAUUCAUCGUGCUAAAUAACACUUCAAAAGAGAAAUAUAAUCGUUGUCUCACAAUGUGGUCACUUCGUAUGUGGAUCGUAUAUAAUUAAUGUAAGGUAAACUUAAUGUCGUAAUUUUUUUCUUGUUCUGUUUCUUUCUCAGCUGAUGGUCAGUCAUUCUCUGCAUAUCAUCCUUUCUUUAAUGGAAAUUUCUCGUUUUCUGUGUUUAUUCGCGGACAAGUCGUGGAAGGCUUUCCGCUGGACAUAAAUAUUGGUGAUAUAAGGCCUCGUGUUCGAAGCGCCAAGAGAGCAAUCGCAGGGAGUGGGUCUAAGUUUGGAAGGUUAGGAGAUCCCCAGGGGGUGGCAGUGAGUGAAGAUGGCAAUGUUAUCGUCAGCGACUCGCGGAAUCAUCGUCUGCAGGUAAGUAAAGCACAUUGAUGACCACAAAGAGCAAAUAUGACUGAAUCUUCAGGUGUUAAAGUACUUGUGUUUUAAAUCGCGAAGGAUUCUGUACUGUCCAGUGUUUGGUUAUAUAGUUUCCUCACUCAGGCCGUGAAAUCAUUAACACACCCUCGAAUUUGACCUGUAAAAACAUAAAAUCCUGACUUUGGAACAUGUAUGCUCCAUGGUUGGAUAUCGAGUCGGCUUUUUCUACUAGGGUGAGUGAUGUUAUUACCUAAAAACUUUACAUCCUAACGCAAGUGUGCGUUUUUUUUCCAUACUGUUCUCCAUAUAUCUCCCCUUGUUAUGACAAGAAAAUUUUGUUUCACUGUCAAUUAAGAGCUCCUUUAGUUCACGAUCAUUGCUGUUACUCUCGCAACCUUAAUGUUUUAUUCAGGAGGGAUACUGUAAGCUGCAAGUCGCACUUAGGGGUAAAAGGUUUGAAUAAUAAGGCUUCAAUACUAAUUUUUGACAAGCUCGAUGUUCAGCGCGUGAAGAAUUGAAGAAUUUUGAUUUGACAGGUUUUUAAGUUUUCCAUGAUCAUUUUGAAAGGCUUUUUAGUAUGGUAAUUAGAGAAUCGUCAAAAUAUAGCCGUCUUAAGCUCGCACUCGCUCAACAACGCUUGAUUAUUUUUGUGGAUUUAUUCUGGUAUGUCUUUUCCCUGUGUUUGUGUGGUAGGUUUUUGACAUGGAUGGAAACUUCCAGUUCCUCUUCGGCGCACCCGGAAGUCGAGAAGGUCAUUUCCAGUUUCCCAGCGGUGUAGCCGUGACCAGUGAGGGGGACAUUGUUGUAGCAGAUACCAUGAACAAUAGAAUCCAGGUAAAUCGUAUUGCAAGGCACUUUUCAUGUCCUCAAGAAAACGAUUGGCCUAACUGAUCGAGUUUGACGCCCAAUUGAAAAUUACUCAAUUUCUCUGUAGAUUUUUACGAAAGACGGAAAGUUUAUUAAAAAGUUUGGUAAAGAAACGAUGGAAGGAGAACGCCUCUAUCAGCCAUACGGAGUAGCUGUCGACAACCAAGGUCGUAUCUUCGUCGUAGACCGCGGCAAAGCUCGAGUGGUAGUUUUCAACGAGAAAGGUCAAGUUCUAUUCACGUUUGGUAGCCUUGGCGAUGGAAGAGGACAAUUCAACUGCCCUUCAGCUGUGGCAGUAAACAGUAAAGGCCACGUGAUCAUUACUGACUUCGGAAACGACCGGGUGCAGGUUUUCGGCUCGAAAGGCCAGUUUCUAUUCAAGUUCGGAAAGAGCGGGAAAGCCGACGGCGAACUUAACUGGCCAACUGGAGUAGUUACGGAUGCCGACGAUCACAUCAUCGUAAGCGACUCGUAUAAUCAUCGUAUUCAAAUUUUCAACGAGGAUGGUUCGUUUAUGACCCGAUUCGGAAGCGAAGGGAGUAAGAGAGGGCAGUUCAAGAGACCAGAAGGAGUGGCUGUUACGAAACAGGGAAACAUCGUUGUUGCUGAUUGGGGUAAUGACAGAAUACAGGUGUUUUGAAGCUUUGGCCACAGUAAUGCUGUAUUUCGUAGUUUUGAAUCGAACUUUGACUUAAGGUAAAUUGACCGUCUGAAAAAUAAGCAUAUUUGUUACCUCGGCAUGCAAACGAACUCAUCAAGCGCUGGAAAACGCAAGUAAAAUUUGCAAGUAGUUGUUCUUUUGUUUCUGGUUGUUUUAGAGGAUGAAACGAGUUUUUUGUUUGUAUCAAUAAAAGAGCGUAGCUAGGCAAAACCAAUUCAAUAUCAACCUAGCAAGUGGUAUAAAUAACGAAGGACAGUUUGUUUUUCUUUCUUGUAAGUGUAACUCGUCAUCACUUCUUGCAUCGAUGCGAACAACUGGAAACAGAGCAAAAAGUAACGAUUACUUUGAAAACCUUUCGUGGUUUGAGUGAAGUGGAUAUUGUAGAGUCUUUUGUGAGAGCCAUACUAGAUAAUUUUUGAGUGAUAAAUCAUUAUGACUGCACAGCGAAAACAAAUGAACACCUUUUUUAACAGCCGGAACCAUCUUAUCGGUAGUGAAACAAUAAAAUUGAGACAAGCCUGCCGUAUGAAUUAAGCGCACUUCUUUUUCAAGUGUUUUCAAUAGAACAAAUUAUUCCCAACACAUAGUACAAUUUAUCCACAGCGUAGAAGCUAAUCCCUAUACUUGAAGAAUAACCACAGCGAAAACAAAUGAACACCUUUUUUAACAGCCGGAACCAUCUUAUCGGUAGUGAAACAAUAAAAUUGAG
Messenger RNA from Pocillopora meandrina, 20211 nucleotides. NCBI's taxonomy places the organism in Eukaryota, Metazoa, Cnidaria, Anthozoa, Scleractinia, Pocilloporidae. The record is from the annotation of a GenBank genome assembly.